Messenger RNA from Lingula anatina, 1354 nucleotides. RefSeq lists its product as uncharacterized. The record is from RefSeq and is a predicted model, not a curated record. Gene Ontology annotation, molecular function: acyltransferase activity, transferring groups other than amino-acyl groups. NCBI's taxonomy places the organism in Eukaryota, Metazoa, Brachiopoda, Lingulata, Lingulida, Lingulidae.
UUAACAUCACGGACGUCAGUUGACCCAACAACAAAAAACUGUGACCCAAUUUGCAGUUCCGACGAAUUAUCAGCCUCAAGCAUGGCAGUGCCUAAAAACGAGAACUGUUUCAAGAUUCGUCAGGCAACAUCUGACGACGUCGAGGAAAUUUGGAAAAUAGUGAAACAAGAAGGAUGGGCAAGCUGCAGUUUUCAAGUUACUCGCGCUGUUAUUGAAAUAGCCGAGGACGGUUGGUUUGUGGCAGAACAAGAUGGCGAAAUUCUGGGGUUCGUUAUGGGAUACAAUAUCAAUGAAACAACUAGCUUCCCUGGCUUCCUGAUAGUUAAACCAGAACACAGAGGGAAAUAUAUUGGAAAAGCACUCUUGAAUGAAGUAGGAAGCUAUAUGGGCGAUAGAAGAAUCAGCUUUGUUGCUAUUUUGCAAGUUGAACCAAUGUAUGUAAAACUUGGCAACACCAGAUCUCCACGUGGAGGUGUGAAUCUCUACAGCCUCCAGUUGAGAAAUAUGCCCAUUCCGCAAGAAGCUAAAGUCGACUACGAAUUAAAGGAUUACAUCGAAGUGGACUGGAAAGAUUUACUAGACUACGACACCUCUUUUCAUAUUAUUCCCAGAGAGCGGGUGCUCAACGUUUGGUUUGAGAUACCAGAAUCCAAGACCAAGGUAAUUCAGCAGAAUGGAAAAAUUGUUGGCUACGGAACAAUAAAACCUGUUCCAAGUGGUCAUGUCAUUGGUCCUCUCUAUGCAGAUACCACAGCAGCUUGUAUGAUUCUGUUGAAUUAUUUUGCUACUGCUAUACCGGCCAAUUCUAAGGUGUUAUUUACUAUGCCAACGGCCAGUGAAGAUGGUAAAAGGCUGUUAGAAUACAAUAAGGAUACUUUAAUUGUUGUCUGGAAGGGUGUAUUUAUGGAAAAGAAACAAGCCCCUAGUUUCUCAAAGCUUCAUAAAGUUGUGGCAAUAUUUGAUUCUGCUAUUUGCUUUUUAUAAGAAGUAUAGCUAUACUGAUAAAAUUAUUGAAAUCUUUUUUCAAUAAUCAACGGAGAAUAAGUAGAAAAUGACGAUAAAGUAAGACAUUUGACAUCUUCAUGUAGAGUUAUCUGCCGUAUAAUGACAAUGACGGGAGAAAUGUUGUAAGAGACAGACAACAACAGACGACAACAAUAAGGACAUUUUUUCUGGCAGAGGUGGGGCAUUAUGCAGAAGGUUUUGCGUUACGCUUUUUGAAAAAAAAAGAAAAAUAGGCUCUUAUUAUCAAUUGAUUGCAUCUGAUGAUUAAUAGAAACUCGAUGGCUGGGAUGUGCCCUCUGUUCACACACUGUUGUCUUUAAAUUCCAUAAAAUGAUAUAUGUUUCGCCAA